UUACUUUAACCAGCCAAUCGCACGCUUAGAAAUUCGUUAUAAAAACUACGUCAUUUCCUUCUGUCGCCCUCUUUUCACCGUGUGGUCAGAUUUCCAUACGGCGUUGUUUCGUGCUCUCCCAACAACUCGUAACGCAGGGAAAGCGGUCACGAUGUCCGGAAGUCUAGAUGUCCUUCAGAUGAAGGAGGAGGAUGUGCUGAAGUUCCUGGCAGCAGGAACCCAUCUGGGAGGCACCAACUUGGACUUCCAGAUGGAGCAGUACGUCUACAAGAGAAAAGUGACGGUGAGUAAAGACUGGGAGAAGCUGCUGCUGGCAGCCCGGGCUAUUGUUGCCAUCGAGAACCCAGCUGAUGUGUGCGUCAUCUCUUCCAGAAACACUGGACAGAGAGCAGUGCUGAAGUUUGCCUCUGCCACUGGUGCCACCACCUUCCACGGUCGCUUCACCCCUGGUACAUUCACCAAUCAGAUCCAGGCAGCUUUCAGGGAGCCCCGCCUCCUGAUUGUGACAGAUCCUCGUGCUGACCAUCAACCACUCACUGAGGCUUCCUACGUCAACAUCCCCACCAUUGCCCUGUGCAACACUGACUCCCCCCUGAGAUACGUGGACAUUGCCAUCCCCUGUAACAACAAGGGUCACCACUCUGUGGGUCUGAUGUGGUGGAUGUUAGCUCGGGAGGUUCUCAGGAUGAGGGGAACCAUUUCCAGGGAGCACCCAUGGGAGGUCAUGCCAGAUUUGUACUUCUACAGGGACCCUGAAGAGAUCGAGAAGGAGGAGCAGGCUGCUGCUGAGAAGGCUGGUGUUGGAAAGGAGGAGUUCCAGGGUGAAUGGAACACCCCUGCAACCUGAGUUGCCCAGCCUGAGGUGGCUGACUGGUCUGAAGGUGUUGCAGUGCCAUCUGUGCCCAUUCAGCAGUUUCCCUCUACUACUACCUUACUGCCUGCUGCUGCUGCUGCCGCUGCGCCUGUCAAGCCUGGUGAAGUCUAUUCUGGUGAGGACGGGAGUACUCAGCCUGCCACAGAGGAAUGGUCCACUGCACCCACUGCUCAGGCUUCUGACUGGGGUGGUGCUGCUUCUGACUGGUCUUAAAAUUGAUGCUCAUGGCAACAAUAAAGUGUUUUUUUCCACUUUGA
This is a messenger RNA of Archocentrus centrarchus (flier cichlid), 1131 nucleotides long. RefSeq names its product ribosomal protein SA (gene rpsa). Lineage: Eukaryota; Metazoa; Chordata; Actinopteri; Cichliformes; Cichlidae. The record is from RefSeq and is a predicted model, not a curated record. Gene Ontology annotation, cellular component: ribosome; small ribosomal subunit. Gene Ontology annotation, molecular function: structural constituent of ribosome. Gene Ontology annotation, biological process: translation.